UACUCUACAGUUCUACAAUGCUCUACAGUAGCCUUUCUAUAGAAUCAUUUUUCAUUUCAGCUCAUUUCUUAACUUUUCGUUUGACUUUUUAGUGGUUAGUUGUAUUUAGCCUGUCUGUGAGCAUAUGUUACCAUCAUCAAAAUGGUUUUAUUGGAGAAUGACACGUUCUUAACGGAGCUAACCAAACUUUUUGACAAGUCGCGACUUUCUGGUUCAGUAGCACUCACUAUCAAAAGAUUUAAUGGAUAUAAUAAACCAGUGCCCAGAAAAGGUAGGCCUUCUUUACCAACUCCAACAGAAUAUCUUUGUCUGGUUCGAGCGUCCCUGCGCUCCAAGAAAAUUUCUACUAUUAUUCAUUCCAAAGAUGUAAACAAAUUUCAACAGGCGUACUGGAAUCUCUUGAAAACAAACAUAAAUGGAUUGAAAAAAUUGAAGAAGACAAAAUCGGCGAAGCCGAAAGUUCACUGACUUAACAAGGUUGAUGUAUCAUCGUCUUACGCUAACUCUGUAUAGCAUUUAUUUGCUUCUUUAUUAUUAAGAUCUUUGUACUGUAUUUGUGAUGUAUUUAUCGAUGCUUAUUUACUAUGUAAGCUGAUGUGAAAGACAUGUUUCGUGCAGCAUUUUACACUUGUAUAGACUGAUGUACAAAAAGUUAAUAGUGUUAUAAAAAUAUACAUGCAUAUACUGCAA
Molecule: messenger RNA, 690 nt
Organism: Harpegnathos saltator (Jerdon's jumping ant)
Lineage: Eukaryota; Metazoa; Arthropoda; Insecta; Hymenoptera; Formicidae
Gene: Srp14
Product: signal recognition particle 14
Exons: 4
Coding region: 142-468 (108 amino acids)
Biological process (GO): SRP-dependent cotranslational protein targeting to membrane
Cellular component (GO): signal recognition particle, endoplasmic reticulum targeting
Molecular function (GO): endoplasmic reticulum signal sequence receptor activity; 7S RNA binding
Source: RefSeq, a predicted model, not a curated record